AUGAGAAGUUCCCGUAUAUUUAUCAGAAACUUUUCUGGGAGUUCUCGGUGUGGAAUUAAGACACCCAGAUUUGCAAAGACAAUUGCAGAAGCAGGGAAACCACCCUUGACUGAGUCUAUUCCUAUUACGAGACCAUUUGGAUUGGAUUCGCCUAUUCUUUUAAAUCAUAGGACACAGGAUGCAUAUAGUAUAUCACAUAUCAAAAAUGAGCUUUUCAGUGCUGAAGCAAGAGAAAGAAGACAGAGACAAUUGGAUCACGAUAUUAAGCAUUCCCCAUUUUAUGAAUCAAAAUCUUUUGAAAACACUAAGGGGAAGAUUUUCACUCCACCAGUUUCCUACUUUAGAGCUGAAAAGUCUAAGCAUUUCCCUGAUUUCAUAGGGGUCACAGUUUGUGGGAGUGAACGUAGUUUAUUUGAAAUCUUAGAGGGAAAUGUUACAAUUGUCAGAGUAUAUUCAACCGUAUCAGGAGAAAAUUGUGUCAAUUCUUAUUUCAAAGUUGACAAUAAGAAUUAUUUGACUUCUGAGUAUUCGGAAUUUGAAAAGGAAUAUCCUAUGACACAGAUUGUUGAUGUUAAUAUCCCUCAAAGUUGGAUUAAAGGUUUUAUUGUUCGUAUGUCCAAAUCAAACAUUCGUAAAAUGAUACCUAAAGAGAGACUGGAUAAGUAUUUUGUUCUUCCAGAUGAUGUGUUUUCUGUUCAAAUGAAAGAAAAAUUGAAUAUGGAUAAUCUGUGCUCUGGAUACAUUUAUCUACUUGAUAGCUGUGGUCGUAUUAGGUGGGCAACCAGUGGUUAUGCAAACGAAGCUGAAAUUAAGUUGAUGUGGAAGUGUGUCAAAGGAUUGCAAAGAGAAUUGGCUUCCAAGUCGGGUGAUUAA
Messenger RNA from Lizanozyma spartinae, 873 nucleotides. RefSeq lists its product as uncharacterized. The transcript has a single exon. NCBI's taxonomy places the organism in Eukaryota, Fungi, Ascomycota, Pichiomycetes, Serinales, Debaryomycetaceae. The coding region runs from base 1 to 873 and encodes 290 amino acids. The record is from RefSeq and is a predicted model, not a curated record. Gene Ontology annotation, cellular component: mitochondrial inner membrane. Gene Ontology annotation, biological process: mitochondrial proton-transporting ATP synthase complex assembly.